AUGUUCAGAAAGCUCAAGGUCCACACGAGCCCUGCUUCGAUUAUUGGAUUAGACGUACAGAGCCGACCAGAACCGGUGAACGCCUACAUUGAAUUCAAGCUCGGCCAGCUUCAGGAUGAAUUCGACUAUGACGAAGCUGCUCUGCAGAAGAUGUCUACCGAGAUCCAUGAACGUGCUCAAAAUACCUUCCUUUGGGUGUCCCUCGUAUUCAAAGGCAUUUUCAAAGACGACAUGACACAGUCCCGCGCGAUCGCGUACAUCCAGGACACUCCUUCUGAUCUCACGGCGGUAUACGAUAAGCUCUUGGCGAAGAUUGAGCAUGAGCACUCAUAUGAACGCAAAUAUUGCAUAGAGGUUCUCGCGGUGUCUUGCCUUUCAAGUAGGCCGCUAUCUUCGUCUGAAAUCCACCUCCUUGCAGACCUACCAGUCGAUGUAAAGACAAGCGAGAUCCUCCCCAGGUGCGGCUCUUUCCUCGCCAUCAAAGAUGAUACUGUGCGCGUCAUCCAUAAGUCUGCUAGGGAAUACUUGAACAAAUACAUCGACUCUCAAUCUGAAGCAGGGGUGAGCCAGCGGCAUAUUGAUAUAGGGACAAGGUCGAUCUCCGAAAUGUCCAAGGUACUCAGGCGAAACAUCUACAAUGUCUCUCACGACACGCCGGCCAAGGAUGCUCUUGUGCCCAACGAUAGUCCACUGUCCGCUCUUCGAUACUCGUGCGAGUUUGGGCUUGGUCAUCUAUGCAAGGGCGAAGGUGACCCGAUGACCGAGAAAGAUCUUAUCGAUUUUCUGGACGUACAUUUCCUGCACUGGCUCGAAAGCUUGAGCUUGAUUCAGAGACUCCCAAGUGCCCUAUUGUGCAUAAGCCAAUUGCUAGCGAAAUUUCAGUCGCAUGAAAAUUCCCGUUUCGCUGCGUUUUUGGAAGACGCCCUUCGCUUUCUCAAACGAAACUUGACCAUUAUCGAGGAAACACCUCUGCAGGCAUAUGCUGGGGCUCUGGCACUUUCUCCAACCAAAAGCCAUGUUAGGAUGCAGUAUUGGCAUGAGAGAUUGCCUUUCAUCAAGGAUGUCAAAGGCGUUCGAGAUGAGUGGGAUCCUUGUUUGAUGACGAUUCAGGCUUCCGAGGGAACAAAGCAACUUGAGCUGUCUCCUGAUGGUCAAACCCUUGCUUCGUUCUGGAGAAGACUCAAGACUGCCUCGGAAGGUCCUUCUGCUCGUGUAUUCCUUUGGGAUACAGAGACCGGAGCUUGCAAUAACACACUCCCAAUUCCAGUGUCUGACGGUCGGGCAGCUGUUUCUAUGGUCUUUUCACCAGAUAGCAAGACCCUCUUCACAGUCUGUGAGCAGGAGGUUCGCCUGUGGGACGUUUUAACCGGCGAGGAUAUCAAGAAGUUCGACUUACCUGGUCCGGUGCCCACGGCUGCGGCAUUCUCGCCGGACUGCACGACUCUUGCUUUCGCUCAAGAGGGCGCUAUCAAAACCUGGGACCUCGCAACCGAAUCGUCGAAGCGUACAAUCGAUACUGAGUCUAAGCAUGUCCAAGACAUUGUUUUCUCGCUGGAUGGGAUUAGCCUGGCUGCAGUUUUGGCCGACUACACUGUGGGCAUAUGGGACAUAACAGAUGGCUCUUGCAAAGCAACUCUUCCUCAUGGCAGUUUCCCAGCAUUCUUUAACCUUUCGCCGGACGGAAAGGCUCUCUCAACGACCACAGUUCCUGACGGCACCAUGCGUCUCUGGGAUGUUGCAGCCAGAACCUGCAGGGAGAUAUCUGGUUAUCAGGUCGGGGACGCGCGUUUCAUACGCGGCAUCUUCUCUCCCAACGGGGAAGACAUGGCCCUACUCACCGGUGAUCUGGGCGCCACAGGAGCUUGCAGAGUAGAUGUUGUGGAUGUUGCAUCCGGGUCUGAAAUUCGACAUCUCGGUUUCGGGGCUAGCAGUUCUCUUGUGAUCUUCUCGAGAGAUGGGAAGACUAUGAUGACUGUGAGCUUAUUAGGGCUGAUACACUUUUAUGAUACAACCAGACAGAUCAAACAGAGCCCAUUUGGUCAUGAGCGAAGAGUUACAGCUCUCAAGCCUUUGCCUGGGGGCAAGCUUGCGACGGUAUCCCACGACAGGACGGUGAAGCUCUGGAAUGUCGAGGAGAAGUCCUGGGAGCGUACGCUGGAGGGACACGAUUAUGAAAUUGGGACUCUGGCAGUCUCGCCAGACGGUAGGACUCUUGCAUCGGGUGCUAUUAACGGCGAAAUUCGCAUCUGGGACAUCGCAACAGGCGCCUGCAAGCAGACUCUGGGCAUAUUUGAGAAUGAGGAGAGACUGCAUUACUUUUCCCUCAUAAGAUCCCUCACAUUCUCCCCCACUGGAUCCCUCCUCAUUGGUGGAAAAGCAAAUGCCUCUCGCGAUCUCGCCGGAACUGCGAUUUCUCAAGACGAUAAGACUCUGUUCGUUGGCUCGUUCCAGGGUCAGGAUACGGUCUGGGAUAUUGCCACAAAGACUUCGAAACCAUUGGGACAGGCUGGGAGGGAAACAAUUCGCGUGGCGAUCUCGUCCGAUGGAAAUAUACUCGCUACAGGAAGACCCAACUAUGUGCAAGUCUGGAAUGCCACCGGCAGCGAUUAUGAACCGGUAACUGAGAUUCAAACGAAAACAUAUACCAGAAAGCUGGCGUUUUCCGAGCAUGAUGCCUAUCUGAUAAUGGAUGACGGCUUGCACGAAGUUAUCUCUGGAGCCCCAGAUUCUAACCCUGGUCUGACCAUUUCGCAAUCAGAAAUGCGCCUUGACGAGUCGUGGUGGAUUGCCAGGGGCGGACGGAGAAUGCUUCACCUGCCACCGGAUUACCAUAAGCUUUUACUGGCUGUCAACAAUGUGGGUAAUACGUUUGUCUUUGGAGACGAUUCUGGUCAGCUUGUGUUGUUGGAGCUUUCCGAAUCAUGA
Messenger RNA from Aspergillus puulaauensis, 2925 nucleotides. RefSeq names its product WD40 repeat domain-containing protein. The record is from RefSeq and is a predicted model, not a curated record. The coding region runs from base 1 to 2925 and encodes 974 amino acids. Gene Ontology annotation, molecular function: protein binding. NCBI's taxonomy places the organism in Eukaryota, Fungi, Ascomycota, Eurotiomycetes, Eurotiales, Aspergillaceae. The transcript has 3 exons.